Urocitellus parryii (Arctic ground squirrel) is the source of this 420-nucleotide messenger RNA. The record is from RefSeq and is a predicted model, not a curated record. Lineage: Eukaryota; Metazoa; Chordata; Mammalia; Rodentia; Sciuridae.
AUGAUGGACCCCGAGAGACAAGUUUAUGGGACAGCACUUAGGCCUCAGACUUGGGAGGUGUCUGAUCGGGAUCAGCAGGUGUGGGUCCUGCAGGGAGAGACUCUGGUGAUGGUUCCACGGAGCAGCAAUGUGACUCCGGGUGAGUGGUCCACUGUGCUGACCUGCCCCUCACCCCAUGGCCUUUUGUCAAAGUGUGAGGACAGACAGCCCGAGCAGAAUAUCUUGGAUCUGUACAACCAGGUGGAGCCCGUGAGACCCUUCCUUUUUUACCACUCCCGGGAUGGGAAUACCUCCAGCUUCGAGUCCGUGGCCUUCCCAGGCUGGCUCAUCGCCUCCUCCCAGGUUGGCCAGCCCAUCUUCCUCACUUCCGACCUGGGGACMACCAACAACACUAACUUCUAUUUGAAUUUAAAGGCUUGA